AUGGUGGACGUGAUUGGUAGUAUUGAUAUAAUGGUGGACGUGGUUGAUGGUAUUGUUAUAAUAGGGGAUGUGGUUGGUGGUAUUGGUAUAAUUGUGAAUGUGGUUGGUGGUAUUGGUAUAAUGGUGGACCUGGUUGGUGGUAUUGAUAUAAUGGUGGAUGUGGUUGGGGGUAUUGGUAUAAUUGUGGAUGUGGUUGGUGGUCUUGGUAUAAUGGUGGAUGUGGUUGGUGGUAUUGAUAUAAUGGUGGAUGUGGUUGGUGGGAUUGGUAUAAUGGUGAAUGUGGUUGGUGGUAUUGGUAAAAUAGUGGACGUGGUUGGUGGUAUUGGUAUAAUGGUGGAUGUGGUGUGUGGUAUUGGUAUAAUGGUGGAUGUGGUUGGUGGUAUUGGGAUAAUGGUUGACGUGGCUGGUGGUAUUGGUAUAAGGGUGGAUGUGGUUGGUGGUAUUGAUAUAAUGGGGGAUGUGGUUGGUGGUAUUGAUAUAAUGGUGGAUGUGGUUGGUGAUAUUGGUAUAAUGGUGGACGUGAUUGAUGGUAUUGGUAUAAUGGUGGACGGGGUUGAUGGUAUUGGUAUAAUGGUGGACGGGGUUGAUGGUAUUGGUUUAAUGGUGGAUGUGGUUGGUGGUAUUGGGAUAAUGGUUGACGUGGCUGGUGGUAUUGGUAUAAGGGUGGAUGUGGUUGGUGGUAUUGAUAUAAUGGUGGAUGUGGCUGGGGGUAUUGAUAUAAUGGUGGACGUGGUUGAUGGUAUUGGUUUAAUUGUGGAUGUGGUUGGUGGUAUUGGUAUACUGGUGAAUGUGUUUGGUGGUAUUGGUAUAAUGGUGGACGUGGUUGGGGGUAUUGGUAUAAUGGUGGAUGUGGUUGGUGAUAUUGGUAUAAUGGUGGACGUGAUUGAUGGUAUUGGUAUAAUGGUGGACGGGGUUGAUGGUAUUGGUUUAAUGGUGGAUGUGGUUGGUGGUAUUGGUUUAAUGGUGGACGUGGUUUAUGGUAUUGGUUUAAUGGUUGAUGUGAUUGGUGGUAUUGGUAUAAUGGUGUACGUGGUUGAUGGUAUUGGUUUAAUGGUGGAUGUGGUUGGGGGUAUUGGUAUAAUGGUUGACGUGGCUGGGGGUAUUGGUAUAAUGGGGGAUGUGGUUGGGGGUAUUGAUAUAAUGGUGGAUGUGGUUGGUGGGAUUGGUAUAAUGGUGGAUGUGGUUGGGGGGAUUGGGAUAAUGGUUGACGUGGCUGGUGGUAUUGGGAUAAUGGUGGAUGUGGUGUGUGGUAUUGGUAUAAUGGUGGAUGUGGUGUGUGGGAUUGGUAUAAUGGUGGAUGUGGUUGGUGGUAUUGGUAUAAUAGUGGAUGUGGUUGGUGGUAUUGGUGUAAUGGUGGACGUGGUUUAUGGUAUUGGUUUAAUGGUGGAUGUGGUUGGUGGUAUUGGUGUAAUGGUUGACGUGGCUGGUGGUAUUGGUAUAAUGGUGGAUGUGGUUGGUGGUAUUGAUAUAAUGGUAGACGUGGCUGGUGGUAUUGGAAAAAUGGUGGACGUGGUUGGUGGUAUUGGUAUAAUGAUGGGCGUGGUUGCAAUUGUGGUAUAUUAA
Mizuhopecten yessoensis (Yesso scallop) is the source of this 1563-nucleotide messenger RNA. RefSeq names its product elastin-like. The record is from RefSeq and is a predicted model, not a curated record. Bases 1 to 1563 code for a protein of 520 amino acids. The transcript has a single exon. Lineage: Eukaryota; Metazoa; Mollusca; Bivalvia; Pectinida; Pectinidae.